GCCUGCGGCCGGAGGACCCCGGCCGCGGACCCCGGCCAGAGACGCAAGAUGGCGGCGGCUGAGUGACUGACUGACCGAGCAUCCCCACGGCUUCGCUCCGAGAACGCGCCGACGCACUGGCUUUGGGGGGCAGCGAGAGGACGAGAGCGGGACUCUGAUGUCGUUUGUUGUGAUUGCGUGAAUCUUGCUUCCCGCGGGCAUAUUGGGGGAGAGUGUCUGCUGUUGUCCUAAGUCCUUGAGCAAGGGAGCCAUAGUCGAAUCCGUAUUCCUAGCGUUAGGGUCCUUGAUAGUUGGGAAAAUGGCGGUGACACUGUUGGAAGACUGGUGCAGGGGAAUGGAUGUGAACUCCCAGAGAGCCCUGCUGGUCUGGGGGAUCCCAGUGAACUGUGAUGAGGCUGAAAUCGAAGAGACCCUCCAGGCUGCGAUGCCCCAGGUGCCCUAUCGAGUGCUUGGGAGAAUGUUCUGGAGGGAAGAGAAUGCGAAAGCAGCCUUGUUAGAGCUCACUGGCGCUGUCGAUUACGCCGCGAUCCCCAGGGAGAUGCCGGGUAAAGGAGGGGUCUGGAAAGUAGUCUUUAAGCCCCCGACUUCCGAUGCUGAAUUUUUAGAAAGGCUGCAUCUCUUCCUAGCAAGAGAGGGGUGGACCGUGCAAGAUGUUGCCCGUGUCCUUGGGUUUCAGAACCCCGCUCAGGCCCCAGGCCCAGAUAUGCCAGCGGAGAUGCUGAAUUAUAUUUUGGAUAAUGUUAUUCAGCCUCUUGUUGAGUCCAUAUGGUACAAGAAGCUGACGCUGUUCUCAGGGAGGGACAUCCCGGGGCCUGGGGAGGAAACCUUUGAUCCUUGGCUGGAGCACACUAAUGAGGUUAUAGAGGAGUGGCAGGUGUCUGAUGGCGAAAAGAGGCGGCGGUUGAUGGAGAGUCUUAGAGGCCCCGCCGCUGAUGUCAUCCGCAUCCUCAAGACUAACAAUCCUGCGAUAACCACCACCGAGUGCUUGAAGGCGCUUGAGCAGGUGUUUGGGAGCGUCGAGAGCUCUAGGGAUGCGCAGGUCAGAUUUCUGAACACUUACCAGAACCCGGGAGAAAAGUUAUCUGCUUAUGUCAUUCGUCUGGAGCCUCUGCUGCAGAAGGUGGUGGAGAAGGGGGCCAUAGAUAAAGAUAACGUGAACCAGGCCCGUCUGGAGCAGGUCAUUGCCGGGGCCAACCAUAGUGGGGCCAUCCGAAGGCAGCUGUGGCUGACCGGGGCUGCGGAAGGGCCGGCCCCUAACCUCUUUCAGUUGCUGGUGCAGAUCCGCGAGGAGGAGGCCAAGGAGGAGGAGGAGGAGGCUGAGGCCGCCCUCCUGCAGUUAGGCCUGGAGGGGCACUUCUGAGUCCCAGGAAACCGGGCUUCAGUGCAGACCUGGAUCACAGCUGCUUUCCUUGUCUCUGGGCUGUCUUAUAGGUGUGUCUCUUAGUAGUAAAGACUCAGCCGUGUUCUGUUUUCUGGGGGGGAAGUCAGGUCUGCGUAUUUAUGUAACAUUAGUAAAAUUGUGCAAGCGAACACCCUGAGCUGCUACAAGUGAGUCAUGCUAGCUAUAAUUCCAGGUAAAGGCUUGGACACAAGUGCUCAGUGCAAGCAGUCCUAGUAGCAUCAUCAUCAGUUGUGAAAAACAUGUGAACUUGUGACAGUUCCCAUCGAGGUAAUUAAAUGUGAAAUUGCAUGUUCAGAUGUUUAGCGUAGGGCCUGGCUAACACAAGAAGUGUUAAGUAAAAAUGUGAACUGUUGUUACUAAUAUCGUGAAUAGUUUUCAUGUUCACUGUAAAUUGUUCCUGAUUUAUAUUAAUGGAAAGAAAUGUGAAUUAAUUAGAUAUUAUUCAACUUUAUAGUGCAGAUUUCUUAUUUUUCAUCUUUAAACAUCUGAAUCAGUUUGAUUGAAAAGAUUUCUGAGACUAUAAAAUGGGGUGUUAGAAAAAUACUGCAAUUAUAGAGCUGUGUAAAUCAGAAUUUUUCACUGUUCAAGAUACAGAUAUAAAUUGCAUGAACCAGUUACGGUAUCCAUUCCAUUUCAAACCUUUGUCAUUGAACAGUUCUCCUUGUUCAUACUGAUUCUAAGCAUUCUAAAUUUGAAGUUAUCAAAUACAUGUAUAUGAAUAAAAAUAUUUUAAAAAUUC
This is a messenger RNA of Ceratotherium simum simum (southern white rhinoceros), 2141 nucleotides long. It is a transcript of the gene PNMA1, whose product is annotated as PNMA family member 1. NCBI's taxonomy places the organism in Eukaryota, Metazoa, Chordata, Mammalia, Perissodactyla, Rhinocerotidae. The record is from RefSeq and is a predicted model, not a curated record.